Clupea harengus (Atlantic herring) is the source of this 2864-nucleotide messenger RNA. It is a transcript of the gene afap1l1b, whose product is annotated as actin filament associated protein 1 like 1b. The record is from RefSeq and is a predicted model, not a curated record. Gene Ontology annotation, cellular component: cytosol. NCBI's taxonomy places the organism in Eukaryota, Metazoa, Chordata, Actinopteri, Clupeiformes, Clupeidae. Gene Ontology annotation, molecular function: SH3 domain binding.
GCUAACAUGAUUACGUCAUCAGUUAUAAUAUUGAGGCUUACUGAAUGCAAAUCGAGAUGAAUUCGUUUGCAUAUAUUGUGAAUGAAUGUAGGAAUGUAGGGGUUAGGCUAUGAUAUAUGCCCUCAAAGGCCAAGGCUUUGAAGACCCGUCUCUCUGAGAUAUGAAAAAUGAAUUUAUAAUAAAUAUAUAUAACAAACACUUUAUUCAGUUACUACAUGUCCACUCCUGUAUUUGUAUUUUAAACAAAUUGGUUCGGAAGGGCUGGCACAAGGACCCAGAGAGCAUGCAACGGGAUGGUACCGCCCCAUUCUCUCUCAGAGUUUUGAUGUAAGUCACUUACGCUAUUCGCAGGGCAACGUCCUGAAAAGGAAUCUUAUCUAGGAUAAUAUCCACUCAUUAAAAGGAAAAUUGGACACGCCUGAGAUGGACACCACUGAUGCCAGCUCGAUGGAGCACUUUGUGACGGAGCUGAACGUCCUGCUGAAGCUGCUGGACCACGAGAGUGUGAGCUCAGCCACUGCGGAGAAGAUGACUGUGGUCAGGAACCUGCUGAAGCAGCUGCAGCCCCCGGGGAAUGGAACGGACUUUAUAUACAUGAACACCUCCUUGUAUGGAAAUGGUACCAGUUUUGUUGAAUCCUUGUUUGAGGAGUUUGACUGUGACCUGCAGGAUUUGAGAGAAUCUCCCGAGGAAUUAAAGGAUCAAGCGGAAGAUACCUCCUCCAAGGACCCCCCCUCCAAAUCUAGUCCAACAGACACCCCACCUCCGCUCCCAACCACCCCUAUCCCUGAAGACUACUAUGAGGAGGCGGUACCCCUGGAUCCUGGAAAGUCUCCCCAGUACAUCACCACUCAAAGAAACUCCAGCCCACCAAAUUCCAUUGAGGAUAUAUAUUACGAGGAUGCUGACGACAACUACCCAACCACUCACAUGAACGGCCCGCGCAAGAACUCCUAUAAUGAUUCAGAUGCACUGAGCAGCUCCUAUGAGUCCUAUGAUGAGGAGGAUGAGGAGGCCAAGGGGCGGGCGCGGCAGUGGCCGUCGGAGGAGAGCCCGGUGGGUCCAGUGAAGGACUGCCACAUCGCAGACUUCCUGCUGCGGAAAAAGCGCUUUGGCCAGUGGACAAAGCAGUUGAGCGUCAUCCGUGACAAUAGACUGCAGUGUUUCAAAAGCCCCAAAGAUUGCACCCCACAGUUCGACCUGCCUCUGAAUCUGUGUCAGGUCAUUUAUGUCCCGAAAGAUGGACGCCGCAAAAAACACGAGCUUCGCUUUUCACUACCAGGGGCUGAGGCCCUUAUCCUAGCAGUCCAGAACAAGGAGCAGGCUGAGAGGUGGCUCAAGGUGAUCCAGGAAGUGAGCAGUAAAGCCAUUAGCACUGAUACUCUUGAGGGCUCCCCGUCUCCCAUGAUCCAAAGGAAAAUGGAUAUAGAGAAAAUGCUUUUAGCAGACAAACAUACCUCAGACUCUGACAGUAUAGCGAAUGGAGACGGCACAUUAUCCUCCAGCCAUGGUCGGGACAGCUCUGAGCAGGCAGGGAAGGCAAAGAAGGGCGCUCUCUCAGAGCUGACCGGCUCCAUGAGCAGAGCUGCUGGCAAGAAAAUCAACCGCAUCAUCAGUUUCUCCAAGAAGAAGCCCCCUCUGCCAGGAGAGCCCCACGCAUCCUCCCUCUCCGACCCACGCUGUGGAAAUUUAAAUGUGCUGCUGAACCAGACCUGGAGGGAGCGCUGGUGCGGUGUGAGGGCCGGAACCCUGUUCCUCUACAAGGACCGAGGGGACCUGCACACCCACGUCAGCUCGCUCGCCCUCCAGGGGGCCGACAUCGUUCCUGGGCUGGGCCCCAAACACCCUUUCGCCUUCCGCAUUCUCAAAGGAGGAACUGAAGUAGCCGCCUUAGAGGCAAGCUGCUCUGAAGAGCUGGGACGCUGGCUGGGUCUGCUGUUGGCAGAGACAGGAGGUGCUGUCACCCCAGAGGCUUUGCACUAUGACUACGUGGACGUGGAAACCAUUAGCAACAUCCAGGAUGCUGCUCGACAUUCUUUCCUAUGGGCAACUUCCUCCAGCAGUGCUUCUUCUGACUCAAGAACCUAUGAUGAGGUGCCAUACGAGAGUGUGCUACUGCAGGAGGAGGCCAAACCCAGACUGGGCUCCCAGGUUAAACGUCACUCCUCCUUCUCCAGCAACGACGCUCCCAGGACGGAUUCCCAGGUCACGGUCAAACGUCACGGAUCUGCUGCGAACCAGUAUGCGAAGUACGGGAAAACCAGAGCGGAGGAGGACGCAAGGCGAUACCUGAAUGAAAAGGAGGAGCUUGAGAAACGGAAAGACUUGAUCAGAAAAGCACUGGUCUCACUGCGCAAAGAGAAGAGGGACAUCAAAGAGGAACUGAAAACUGCAACAGCUAAGCAUCAGAAAGUCCUUGAGCAGCGUUUGGCCCAGCUGGAGGAAAGCUGUAGGGGGAAGGAGAGUGAGAGAGUGGACUUGGAGCUGCGAUUAACAGUGGUAAAGGAGAACCUGAAGAAAUCUCUGGCUGGGGGCAUCCUAGGAGGAUCUACUGAGGGCAAGCCCAGUUGUAAGGCCCAGAAAAACAAUGUGGAGAAUAUGUCCAGUGAAUCAUCUGUACCAGUGAAUAGCGCAUCUGAGAUGAGAAAGCGUCCUCCCUCGAUCUACAAAUCAAGUCGAGGAAAUGUUAUGCAAAAAGCAAAAGAGUGGGAGUCCAAGAAAGGAACUUCAUAACAACUGAUCCUGUGAUACGGAGACGCUGGACUGGAGGACAUGGAUGGCUGUCAUGUGAUUAUGUCUGUGUGCUGGGGAAAUUAUGACUGUGUGUGUAUGUGUGUGUGUGUGUGUGUGUGUGUGUGUGUGUG